UAGGUGUUUACUGGACUGGCUCUGACAUCACCGCCAAUUUUUAGCCGCCAAAACAUAUCCUGAUAAACCAACUUCUUGCACCACAACCGCAUCGAUCCAUUCCCUAGCCUCAACAAUGGACUCAGAAGAGAAGGGACAGCUGCUGCUAUGGGCAAAGCUGCAUGAUAUAACGGUUUCCGGCUCAUUGCAGAUUCGAUCUGCUCCAGAGGCUGGUCUAGGACUUUUCUACACUGACGCAAAUCAACCAAAGCUGCCCCCAAUCCUACUAGAGGUCCCGAAUUCGAUGCUGCUGACGGCUGAUAAUAUUCAGACCUUUGCUCUAUCACAAAAAGACACAUUGCUACCAUUGCUUCGAUCGGACACACCUCUUCCUCCGCGGGAGACAAUAUUGCGAUUCUUAUUGUUCUCACUGCAUAAGUUCAAUUCGGCUCUCAAGAUUCCGCAUAAUUUUUACGAUCCAUACCUGUCUCAUUUGCCUGAUAUAAAGCCUGACUCAUCCAAGUCUUCGCUUCCCCCGAUUUUUUGGGACGAUGAUUUGUGCGAACGGGUAGCUGGCACUUCCUUGUAUUAUCCGCUACAAGCAAAAAGACGCAAACUGCAAUCAGAAUAUGAGACUUUUAGUAGUUUAUGGGCUAUUGUCUUUCGGGAUGAGUCAAUCACUUAUGAAGAAUACCUUCGAGCUGAAUGGCUGGUGGUGUCGCGGGUGUUGGAACUGCAUGUGAACGGCGCGGAUGAGAUCGCCAUUGUGCCUAUACUCGACUUCGCGAACCAUGGUCGACAGUUCAAUGCACGGUAUGAGAUAACGACAGACGCAGUACAGCUUGUUCCCGUCUCGGAAGAGAUCAAGGUGCAAGACGGCGCGGAGAUACUUAUUUCUUAUGGCCCUGAUAAAGGGUCAUCGGAGUUGUUGUUCACAUAUGGCUUCCUCCCCUCGGCGGAUGACUACACUGGAGAGGAAUUUGUGAAGAUGCCAGUGACAGAAGGAGGACCUGCUCUUCGAUAUCUUUACGGGAAGAUACCUCUCGUCGAGCUGCACGUGGACAGUGAAGGAGAAUUGGAAUGGAAGAGCGAGUAUCUCUGGCUGUUGAGCGUAGGCCCGGACGAGGGUUUCGAUGUGUCGGUCGUUUCUACGCGCGACGGCGACGAGGAGAUUUUGGCAAGUGUACAAGGGCAAGUCCUGGACGGCGUGCGCGGGGACGCAAUUGCGGCAGCGAUCCAGGAGAAGAUCGGGAAGGGCACGAUGGCCGCUGUGCUCGAGUUGAGACGCGUGCUGAUUCUCGAGCGCAUGGCCACGGGAUGGCUGAACGAGCUAGGUCAGAGCGAGUGGGAGUCUGAGGGAGAGAAGGAGGCCGAUGCGCCCGAGAUCCUGCGACAGCGGGAGGAGCGGGUGCUGUGCAUGCUGCUCGAUGACCUUGACGAGCGGAAGAAGCAGCUUGCAGAGUCGCCGGAUGUGCUCAGCUUCCUCGCGCGGGCCCAGGAAGACCCGAAGGCGGAGUCCGAAGAGGAUCUCUCGUAGUUCUUCGGAGUUGAGAGCCAAAAGUGGUUGUUUUGUUAAUUUUCAUUUUUAUUUUCUUGUUACUUUUAUCUCUAUUUUCUGGUACCCCGCGCGCAUUGAAGUCCGAACGACGAACAUUCGGGACGGCGUGGCUGUGGCGUACGCGCGGACCAGCGGAGCUCUCCGAAUUACGGCCGAUCCAGCGUCUCAGGGUGGGCAGCGCCACAUCCACCAUACCCCCAAUUCCGUGUAAGCACGUGCGCCACAAGGCCAUCUCCAUCAACUCUGCUCUCCUACCCCGGAUUCUCUGACCACCUCUUCUCCACAGUUUUAUCUCAUCUGUUCCCCGUAUUACCAACCCCCCCCGUCUCUAUUCGCCUUCACGACCAGACCUCCAUCGUCAUGCCUGACGGAAGUCAAUCAUGGUA
Messenger RNA from Myxozyma melibiosi, 1923 nucleotides. RefSeq lists its product as uncharacterized. NCBI's taxonomy places the organism in Eukaryota, Fungi, Ascomycota, Lipomycetes, Lipomycetales, Lipomycetaceae. The transcript has a single exon. Gene Ontology annotation, biological process: peptidyl-lysine monomethylation. Gene Ontology annotation, molecular function: protein-lysine N-methyltransferase activity. The record is from RefSeq and is a predicted model, not a curated record. Bases 116 to 1516 code for a protein of 466 amino acids.